AUGCGGAUUGUAUUUUUACUUUCAACAUUGUUGGCUACAACAUUGGCCUUCAAUUUACCCGGAGUGCCAACGGAAUUUACUGCAAAUGAUGCUGUCCUAUCUGCUGUAUCAGAUGAUAUUGCCACCAAAUUCGAAAAGGAAUAUAUAAACUACUUAAAGACCGGCGUUGAAUCGGCCGUUUUAAAACAAAUCUCAACACAGCUAUCUAAGGCCCAUAGCAAAAAGGAUAUUUUCGUUAAGGAAAUAAAUGAAUUGGGAGCAGCCGAUCAAUUCUUUGUUUGCACAACAUGUCGUGCCACUUUGAAUAUUGUUGCACGCACAUUCCGUGACCCUGAAGGUGAAUUAAACGGCCCCGACAAUAAACCAAUUAUGAAGAAAAUUGUUUUGGACAUUUGUGAUCGUUUGAAAAUCCAAACACAAGAAGUUUGUGAAGCCCUCUUUGAAUCACAUUGGGAUAUUGCGGAAUAUAUUAUUAUGAAUACCGUUAUCGAUUCGCGUGAAAUGUGUGGCCUUUUCAUGCAAUUUAGUUUCUGUAAUACGGGUCUACAUCCCAACUAUGAAUGGACUUUGGAUAUUGAUAACUCUGUGGCAGAGGCAACAGCACCCAAAUCAGAUAUUCCCGCCAAGAGCGAAAAAGAUUUGAAAAUUUUACAUUUAACUGAUAUCCAUCACGACCCAUGGUAUGUGGCUGGAUCAUUAGCAGAAUGUGAUGAACCGUUGUGUUGUCAACGUCAUAAGGAUGUUGCUGAGGGUACAACGAAGGCUGCCGGUUAUUGGGGUGAUUAUCGUGAAUGUGAUUUACCAUGGCAAACUUUAGAGAAUGCUUUCGAUCACAUUAAAAAGGAACAUAAAUUGGAUUAUAUCUAUCAGACGGGUGAUGUUGUCGAUCAUAUGGUUUGGGGUACAUCCGAUGAAAAGAAUGAAGAUGUCUACAGGGCGGUUAUUGAAAAAAUGUAUGAAGUAUUCCCCGAUACUCCAGUCUAUCCAACAAUUGGCAAUCAUGAAUCACAUCCAUUGAAUAUGUUCUCUCCCGACUACGUGCCCGAACAUGUAAACACCCGGAAAUUAUAUGAAGUUUUGUAUAAGAUUUGGUCGAAAUAUUUGCCAGAAGAUACAAAGAGCACCAUUUUGAAGGGUGGCUAUUAUACCACUUUGGUUAAGCCCGGUUUCCGUAUUAUUGCUGUCAAUAAUAAUGAUUGUUAUACCGAUAACUGGUGGAUAUUCCAUAAUGGUGCCGAUAUGAAGACACAAUUACAAUGGUUGCAUGAAGUUCUGCUGGAAGCUGAAAAAGCCAAAGAAUAUGUUCAUAUUUUGGCUCAUAUACCUAGCGGUGAUGGUACCUGCUGGAAUGUUUGGUCUCGCGAAUAUAAUCGUCUAAUUGCUCGUUUCCGUAAUACCAUCAGUGGUAUUUUCAACGGCCAUACUCACAAAGAUGAAAUGAAUGUUCACUAUUCGAAUGGUCAUGCUGUGGGUAUAUCAUGGAAUGGUGGUGCCUUGACCACAUGGACCUAUAAGAAUCCCAAUUAUCGUGUCUAUCAGGUGGAGCCAAGUAGUUAUCAAGUUGUUGAUCACGAAACCUGGAUUUUCAAUUUGACCGAAGCAAAUAAUGCUGGCCAAGGUGUAACCCCUAAUUGGAUUAAGGAAUAUACAUUUUCUGAGGAAUUCACCAACGUUUUAAGUCCUGCCUCAAUUGAUUCCUUCUUGGAUACCAUGGCCUCUAAUCCAGAUUUGGUUAGGAAGUUCUGGCGCUACAAAAUGACUUCUGCUGAUCCCAAAUUGGCUGAAGGUUGUGGAAAAACUUGUCUGCUUAAUACCCUGUGUCGCAUUGCCACCACUGUAAAUAAUCAAAGAACACGCUGUGAGGAACUGAAGGCAAUAUUAAGUGAUGCGAUCGACAAGGAAAAUAACGCCAGUUCAGAAGGUACCACCGCCACUACCACAGCUGGCACAACACCAAAACCUACAGUUUCGACCACAGAAUCGGCUCCAGGUACCACACCCGGCGGCGAUGGUGCCAUGUCAAUUACCGCCAUUAGUUUUACAACAUUGUUGGCUGCUAUCUUUGCCCUCAACAAUUUAUUCUAA
This is a messenger RNA of Musca vetustissima, 2085 nucleotides long. RefSeq names its product sphingomyelin phosphodiesterase-like. Gene Ontology annotation, cellular component: lysosome. Bases 1 to 2085 code for a protein of 694 amino acids. Gene Ontology annotation, biological process: ceramide biosynthetic process; sphingomyelin catabolic process. NCBI's taxonomy places the organism in Eukaryota, Metazoa, Arthropoda, Insecta, Diptera, Muscidae. The record is from RefSeq and is a predicted model, not a curated record. The transcript is spliced from 6 exons. Gene Ontology annotation, molecular function: acid sphingomyelin phosphodiesterase activity.